This is a messenger RNA of Arctia plantaginis, 1755 nucleotides long. The record is from the annotation of a GenBank genome assembly. NCBI's taxonomy places the organism in Eukaryota, Metazoa, Arthropoda, Insecta, Lepidoptera, Erebidae.
AUGGAGGAACCUAGUAUGUGUCGUUGUUGUGCCGAACAGGGCCUCCAUAAAAACUUAAAUACGAGAUAUACUUGGCUCAACACAUCUGAAAUUUAUGCCGAUAUGCUGAAAGAAUGCUUUAAUAUCGUUCUGUCAGUAUCGGACACUGGUUUAAGUGGCAUCUGUGAGACAUGCAUUGCAAGUCUCCGCAGCUCUCUGAUAUUCAAGCAACAGGUCCUUAUUACUGAGAAGGAGUUUCUCAACAAAGUCAAGGAUGUGACAGAAGAAAAAGAUGAAAAGCCAUUUGUAGUGAAAGAAGAACCUAAUAUGGAUAGCAGUGAUGAAUCUGAUGAUUACUUCUUGGCUGAUGCGGCUCGCGAAAUAGCAACAGAAAAGAUAAAGACAGAAAGUAAAGAAUCUCCUUUGAAGAAGAAGGUAGAAACAAGAAGAAGUAGAACUAAGCAUGUGAGCAAGAAGACUGGUCAGACAGAAAAGCCCUGGAGAGCGGAUAAGAUUAAAAGUUUAGUCUCUCGACUUGCUACAUCCAUUAAUUCAACAGAGAUGCCAGAUUUGAAGCCCCAGAAAAAGCGUACAGAAAUCAAAUCAAUAAAGAAAAUUAAAAUCUCCAAAGAUCCAUAUACGGAGAGCAAAGUCAAUCUAGUGUGGACAAAAAAUUGUAAUGACAAAUCUAAACAUAAAGAAAAUUUACUAACUAUAUUAAAAUUCUCUAACGCAAUACCAUUUAAGAAUAAAUCUCUACUUGGCUUUAUCUGCGGGUAUUGUGAGGCUUCGUAUCCUGAUCCCGUUGACCUGAGAAGACAUACUGAAAAUGAUCACCAAUCGGAGAGGCUGAACUUCAAAUCCAACUUUGACAUGACUGAAUAUAAUGUAAAGCUGGACAUAUCUGAUCUAUCCUGUACUCUAUGCGAUGAGAAAAUUAAUAAUUUAACGACUUUAAAAGAACACUUAGUCAAAAUACAUGAAAAAACAAUUUAUAACGAUAUUAAAGAUCAUAUCUUACAAUUUAAACUAAGAAAAGGCGAUGUGUAUGACUGUGCUUUAUGCACAUCUACAUACGAAACUUUCAAAAUGCUAAAACAACAUAUGAAUUUACACUAUAGCAACUAUACAUGCAACAAGUGUGAAACGUCAUUUGCAACAAAGAGAUCACUGAACGCACAUCGUACAACACAUCAAGAAGGCUCCUUUAAAUGUGAUCAUUGUGAUAAAAUCUUCCCAAGCAGAGCCAAGAAGCACUACCAUGAGAAAAUCAAACAUUUUGGUGCGAGAAAUAUAUCUAACUGUCCGUACUGUAACGAGCCAUUCCGUAGUUACUACCAACGGAAUCAACAUUUAGUCAAAGUACAUAACUCUGAGGCUCAAUACAAAUGUAAUGUGUGCAACAAGGCUUAUAUUUUGAAGAGUUUAUUAAUGUAUCAUAUAAAGAAAAGUCAUUUAAUGGAACGUAAUUGUCAGUGUACGGAGUGUGGUUACCGGUUCUUCAGUAAAAAGGCUUUGAAAGCCCACAUGGUGAAACAUACCGGUGAAAGAAUAUAUGCUUGUGAAGUUUGCCAUAAAUCUUAUGCAAGGAAGUACACAUUGCGGGAACACAUGAGAAUACAUAAUAAUGAUAGACGGUUCAAGUGUGAUGUGUGUAGUAUGACAUUUGUUCAAAAGUGCAGUUUAAAAAGUCAUUUGUUGUCAAAUCAUGGGAUUAGUAUGGCUGCCUCGGAUAUAACUUCGAAUCCUGUUGUUAAAUUACAAGACGGACAGUAG